Sabethes cyaneus is the source of this 2922-nucleotide messenger RNA. RefSeq lists its product as uncharacterized. The transcript has a single exon. Gene Ontology annotation, molecular function: nucleic acid binding. Lineage: Eukaryota; Metazoa; Arthropoda; Insecta; Diptera; Culicidae. Gene Ontology annotation, biological process: DNA integration. Bases 1 to 2922 code for a protein of 973 amino acids. The record is from RefSeq and is a predicted model, not a curated record.
AUGUUUCUGCAAAUGCUCGUUCGGAAAGAGGAUCGCAGCGCUUUGUUAUUCCCGUAUAGAGAUUCCCCAGAGCUUCCUAUGAGUACGAUGGUGUCCGACGUCGCGAUAUUCGGAGCAGCUUGCUCGCCAGCACAUUCACAGUAUGUGAAGAAUUUAAAUGCGAUAGAACAAGAAGCAGAACUUCCGCGAGGGGCGGCAGCUGUAAAAACAAGGCAUUACGUGGACGACUACGUAGAUAGUUUUGACACGGCAGUGGAAGCAUUCGCGGUGGCGAAAGAAGUAAUCGAGGUGCAUAAGCGAGCGGGGUUUCACAUCCGCAACUGGAUGUCGAGCGACAGGAGCGUGCUAGACAAGCUAGGUGAAGAAAGCCAGAAGUCAUCGAAAGCCAUGUUACCGGAGCAGGACAUUGGAUUCGAACGAGUGCUUGGAAUGGCGUGGAUUCCGGAGAAGGAUGUCUUCACAUUUUCACUGCAGUUUUGCGAGAAGGUGCGGAUUCUGCUAGAUGGGGGCACGAUUCCGACAAAGAGAGAAAUGCUUCGGUUGGUCAUGAGCAUCUACGAUCCCUUAGGGCUGGUAGCAUCAUUUGUCGUACACGGAAAAAUCCUAAUUCAGGAUGUUUGGCGAAGUGCAACGGACUGGGACAGCAAUAUUCCCUUGGAGAUAGCUACACGCUGGUUUGAAUGGUUGGCAGUAUUGAGGAACAUGACCGGACUACGUAUACCUCGGUGUUAUUUUCCAGGUUACGAUCCGGAAAGCUUCAAAAGUCUCGAGCUGCACAUAUUCGUAGACGCGAGUGCUCAGGCGUUUGCUGCGGUGGCGUAUUUUCGCAUAAUGGAUCGAGGGCAAGUCAGAGUUUCGCUUGUCUCGUCGAAGACGAAAGUUGCACCACUCCGAGGAGUGUCGAUUCCACGGUUGGAGUUGAUGGCAGCGUUGCUAGGAGCUCGUUUGCGGAAAAGUAUCGUAGAAAAUCAUUCACUAGAGAUUAAAAAGACCUGUUUCUGGAGCGACUCGUCUACGGUUUGUUCCUGGAUAAAAUCGGACACCCGUCAGUAUCGCCAGUUCGUCGCUUUCAGAGUUGACGAAAUAUUGAGCCUUUCAAGCAUCGAGGAAUGGCAGUGGAUUUCGACAAAGGUCAACGUGGCAGACGAAGCCACAAAGUGGGGAAAGGGCCCUUCGUGCAAUACAGAAAGCCGUUGGUUCCAGGGACCUGAAUUUCUUUACAACAGCAGCGGUACAAAUUGGUCGACGGUUCCGGAAGAUGGCACAGAUGAAAGCGACAGGGAGUUACGCGAGGCAUUCGUAUGCAGUCAUCUCGUAAAGCAAUCGGUAGUGGAGACUGCAAGAUUUUCACGAUUCGAAAGAAUGUUACGGUCGAUAGCAUACGUUCAUCAUUACGUUGAUAGCCUGCGUGCAUCGAAGAACGUUGGAUCUACAGGUACGGUUGGGUUGACUAGUGCUGAGAUUCAGAAAGCGGAAAGAACGCUGUGGUUGAUCGCGCAGUCUGAAGCGUUCCCAGACGAAGUGGCGACAUUAAAGCAGAAUGCGGAAGGAAGUAGGGUACAGAAGCAAAUAGGCGUGGCCAGUAGCCUAGUAAAGAUGUCACCAUUCGCUGACGAGUACGGAGUGCUAAGGGUAGGUGGUAGAGUUGCUGCUGCGCAAAUUCUAGCCUACGACUCGAAGUUUCCUAUCAUCAUGCCGAGAAACCAUCGGAUUACGGAACUGCUGCUGGACUUCUACCAUUGGAAGUACGGUCAUGCCAACGAUGAGACCGUAGUCAACGAGGUUCGUCAGAGAUUCCACAUUCCACGAUUGCGAGUGGAAGUUCGUUUGACCAGAAAACGCUGCGUGUGGUGCCGUGUAUACAAGACAAUGCCAGUUGCUCCUAAAAUGGGACCACUACCAGCGGUGCGAUUGGAACCGUGUGUACGUCCAUUCACCUACGUGGGCGUAGAUCUCUUUGGACCGUACUCGAUAAAGGUCGGACGAAGCGUAGCUAAACGAUGGGUGUGCCUUUUCACUUGCCUCACAAUCAGAGCCAUCCAUCUUGAGGUAGUGUCCAGUUUGUCUACCGAUGCUUGUAAAAAGGCGAUCCGGAGGUUUGUAGCACGACGAGGCGCUCCACAGGAAAUCUACUCCGACAAUGGGACAAACUUUGUUGGGGCGGGCCGGGAUCUGAAGGAUGAAAUUAAGAGGAUUCACUCUGAAUUGGGCAGUACCUUCACGAAUGCCCAAACUCAGUGGCGGUUUAAUCCUCCUGCUGCUCCUCAUAUGGGAGGCUGCUGGGAGAGAAUGGUUCGAGCUGUAAAAUCUGCGCUUGGAUGUGUUCCGGUAGUAAGAAAACUGGACGAUGAAUCGUUCGCAACGGUGCUGGUAGAGGCGGAAAGUAUGAUAAAUUCUAGGCCAUUGACAUUCAUUCCUCUCGAAUCGGCCGACCAUGCGUCGUUAACCCCUAAAGACUUUCUGCUGCUACACUCCAGUGGCGUCCGAGAUCCAGUAAAACUACCAACGGACGAAGGUAUAGCGUUGAGGAGUAGCUGGAACAUGGUGAAGCAUACCCUGGAUAACUUUUGGCGGCGCUGGGUGGUUGAAUACUUGCCAACUAUCGUUAGACGUACGAAGUGGUUCCGAGACGUCAAACCGAUAAAAGUGGGAGAUCUCGUUCUCGUGGUGGACGGGAACAUUCGGAACCGAUGGUUGCGUGGACGAGUGAUCCAUACAGUACCUGGAAAGGAUGGGGUAACGCGUCGCGCAGAAGUGAAGACGUCGGCAGGAAUCUUGAAGAGACCUGUUACAAAGUUGGCUGUGCUGGACGUAGAAGAAUCUGGUGACGCUGAACCGGAAGUUAAGGCGACACGGGGGGGAGGAUGUUCGCCGCAACAGCCCGUUGUUUGUAAACAGCCCCUGGUACGUGAACAACCCUAG